UAGCGUUCGGGUCAUCAUCAGAAUCCACAGUUUCCGUUAACGCUCUCCAAUACAAAAUAACCACUCACUGAAUAUUCGGUCGAAGAUGUCCGCCGCCGAAGAAGCUAAAGUUCCCGCCGUCGAAAAGCCGGUGGAGGAGGUGAAGGCGCCGAAGCUUGCCAAGGAGAAGAAACCUAAGGCUCCGAAGGAAAAGAAGCCGAAACAGGCCAAAACUGCUUCUCAUCCUCCAUAUCUCCAGAUGAUUAAGGACGCUUUGAUUGCUCUGAACGAGAAAGGAGGAUCGAGUCCAUAUGCGAUAGCGAAGUACAUGGAGGAGAAGCACAAGGCGGUGCUUCCUGCGAAUUUCAAGAAGAUACUAGGUCUGCAACUGAAGAACCAAGCUGCGAGAGGGAAACUCGUCAAGAUCAAGGCUUCGUACAAGUUAGCCGAAGCCGCGAAGAAGGUGAAGGAGAGCACCGCCAAAGCGACGAAGGAAUCGCGUCCGAAACGAAACAAAAUCGCAACCGCCGUUGCUCCGAAGAAAACCGAGGCGGUUAAAAAGCCCGCGAAGAAGGUCGGGCCGAAGAAAACGAAGAAAGUGUCGACGCCUGCGAAGCCCAAGCAGCCCAGGUCCAUUAGGUCUCCGACCAAGAGGGCCCGUAAAGCUGCCGUCGCUGCGGCUUGAUGUUUGAUGUUUUUCUUGUUUAGUUAAAACUCUGGCAUAUAAUAUAUGUAGAUAUGAAAAGGUGUGUGUUAACCUUGUUGCACAAUCUUGAAUAUAGUUGUGUGGUUUAGGAUCGUAGAUAGUUUAGUGUUCUGCAAUGUUCGCUCUAAGAAGUGAUCAAUUGGAGAUGAAUUUUACUGUUAUCAAUCUCCUUCUUUCAAGUUGAUUGUUUUUCACUGUUGGUUUUA
Molecule: messenger RNA, 891 nt
Organism: Glycine soja
Lineage: Eukaryota; Viridiplantae; Streptophyta; Magnoliopsida; Fabales; Fabaceae
Product: histone H1-like
Exons: 2
Coding region: 86-664 (192 amino acids)
Biological process (GO): nucleosome assembly; chromosome condensation; negative regulation of DNA recombination
Cellular component (GO): nucleus; nucleosome
Molecular function (GO): structural constituent of chromatin; nucleosomal DNA binding; double-stranded DNA binding
Source: RefSeq, a predicted model, not a curated record